Messenger RNA from Cylicostephanus goldi, 506 nucleotides. The record is from the annotation of a GenBank genome assembly. Lineage: Eukaryota; Metazoa; Nematoda; Chromadorea; Rhabditida; Strongylidae.
AUGAAACGAUUGGUAGCUAUUGUUGAUGACCAACUGAGUAAGAAACGCCUUCCAUCUGUGCAUCCUCACCAUUCCAUGCUUUACCCACUGACGCACCAGACUCGAAUUGCCAUCGCAGCAAAGCAUGCCCAGUUGUGCACUGAAAAAGUAGCAAUGCUCAAUCAUCCUCCAUUCAACUAUCCAGAUCGCUUGAGCGUACGCAAUGGUGUUUCACGUCUUCGCAUCGGAUACGUAUCAUCUGAUUUCGGCAACCAUCCUACUAGCCAUCUGAUGCAGUCAAUUCCUGGAAUGCACGAUCGUUCAAGGAUAGAAGUAAGUCAUCUGGUUUUGAGCCUGAGUUUGUUUCUCUGCAUUGUUUCGAAAUUUUUUUCUUUGAUAAUUUGUUACUUUCAAAGGGAGUUACUCAACUUAGGUCGGCCUUUUGAAAUGAAACACACUUAUCUAAAAUCAGGUCGAAACGCUGUUUCCAAACAUGCUGUCCUUAGCUGCGAAGCAUUCCUCUAAAA